Lynx canadensis (Canada lynx) is the source of this 2310-nucleotide messenger RNA. Its product is annotated as coiled-coil domain-containing protein 33-like. The record is from RefSeq and is a predicted model, not a curated record. Lineage: Eukaryota; Metazoa; Chordata; Mammalia; Carnivora; Felidae. The transcript is spliced from 15 exons. The coding region runs from base 85 to 2310 and encodes 741 amino acids. Gene Ontology annotation, cellular component: peroxisome.
UACAGGCUUUCAUACGGGGCCCAGGCUGGGGCUGUGGGAGUGAGGGGGCAGUGCUCAGCUUGGGGAUUAGUCCCUGGCAAGACCAUGGCCUUCAGGGGGCCUGAACCCUGGGUUCCUGCAUCCCUGCAAUACCAGAGGCUGAAGGCCGAGGAGAAGGAGCUGGAUCUGGAGUUCGAAGUCUUGAGCGUGGGGUUUAAUGAGGAGGGCAGAUAUGCCCUGCGGCUUACAGCUGAGAACCCCCUGCAGGCCGGCUCUGGGGCUGGGGUACUGUUGCAGGUAAAUGAUGGGGACCCCCUCCCUACCUGCUCUGCUGUCACCGAUGUCAUUAAGCAGCAGGAUCCUGGCCAGAACCUCGCCCUUACCGGGAACAAGUUUGUCUUUACUUUGCCCAAAGGGUUCUGCAAGAACGACUGGCAGCACGACGCGCAGCUGCGCGUCGAGGCGCUGCGACUGGGCGGGGCCUCGGGACACCCCGCCCAGCGAGUGGGCGAGGCCAUCUUCCCGGUCUUCCCGCGCCCGGACCAGCCCCGCAUGAACCUGUGGGCGCGGGAGCACGAGGACCUGUACCGCUACUGCGGCAGCCUGGCCCUGCUGCGCGCCAGCGCAGACCCCACGGCCCGCCACUGCGGGGGCCUGACCUACAGCGUGGCCUUCCGCGAGCACCGGGCCCCUCAGCCUCCAGCCCCAAACUGCCCUCCAGGGGCCGGCCAGCCAGGACCCGUGUCAUCACGCCCAGAGCCCCAGCUGCCCAGGCUGCAGCAGCUCUCACUGAAUACCAUGGUCCUUCAGGCCCUGAGUCACAAGCUGGUCACUGAGAGCCCAGAGGAGCCCCUGAACACCUCACAGAGUGUGGAAUCUGUCACCAGCCACCUGUCUCCCCCUAAUAAGGAGACCAUCAUGGUCACUCUCCACGGGGCCACCAACCUACCCACCUGCAAGGAUGGCUCUGAGCCGUGGCCAUACGUGGUAGUGGAAACCACAUCUGAGGAUGUGAAGGACCAGAACGCCAAGGCAGUCACGUCUGUGACCACAGAGCCCACCAUAGCCCCCAUCUGGGGGGACACGGUCAAAGUGGAGCUCCAAACUGAGGAUGCGGGACAAGAAGAUAUGGUCCUCAAGGUGAUGGACAAUAAAAAUAAAGAGGAGCUAUUGUCCUAUCAAAUCCCCAUCAAAUACCUGAGUCUCUUCCACCCCUACCACUUUGAGCUGGUGAAGGUCUUUCUCCGGGGAAUCAACGAGCCCCUGGUCAACAACUCUGACCCCAUGGUGGUCAUUGCCAGGGUGGUUCCCAACUACAGUGAUUUUAAGGUCAAUCAAAUGAAGCAGGACCCAGCCUUCGUGGGGCUGCCCAUCACCCCACUCCCCUUCCCAAUCCCGUCUCUUCUGCACUUGGAUGUUCCUCGGGUCAGCCAGAACGGGUGUCCUCAGCUGUCCAAGCCUGGGGGACCCCCAGAGCUGCCCUCAUGGAAUCAGUCCUUCCUCUUCCAAGACCGAGACGGAGCCACCAACUUCUCGGAAGACACAGCCCUGGUGCUGGAGUUCUACCCCUCGACUUCCAUGAAAGGCAGUGAGCCGUGGACCCUCAGCAAGCCCCUGGGCAUCUCCGUGUUGCCGCUAAAGAACCGUUUGUACCGCAAGAUGCUGACAGGGAAAGGUCUGAAUGGGCUGCAUGUGGAGAGGCUCCCCAUCACUGACACCAAGCUGAAAACCAUAAAUGGUGAGGCCCCCACAGUGGAUAUCUCCUUCCAGCUGCUUUCCUCUGAGGCUCCUGGCUCCGCCACUUGGAGCUGCAGUGAAGCCCUGGCCAGCCUCCUGUACCGGUUCUGGGGACACUGGCGCAUGGUCAGCCAUUUAGCAUGCCGGCUGGCAGACCAGCUGACAAAAACCCUGCAGUUUCUACAGACUCAGAGCUUCAAACCCCACCGCAGCUGCAAGACCAUGCGGGAUGCCAAGCCAGAAAACUUCUUGACACCAGACAACAGCAAGGUUCUGCCCAUCCUAAACCCCAAGAUCUUAGAUGAGAAGCUGGGUACCAUCCAUGCGUCCAACACCCUGGUGAGCUCUACAAUGGACUGUAGCACAUCCGCCUCUCAGGAAGCAGAGGAAGAAUCUCUGGUGCCCAAGAUGUCCCACGAAAUGAGGAGGUUGGAGCAGAUGUUCCGGGGUCCCUUGGGGCCCCUGCACUGUGACUGGGGCCAUGGUCUUGCCUUUGGCCCCCUCCAGGAUGAGGUCUGCAGGCUGGUGAGGCUGAGAGGCUCAGACCAGGCCCUGCUCCUCAGGCACCACCUGGUGGCAGGUGAUGGGUCCUGA